Molecule: messenger RNA, 3836 nt
Organism: Gopherus flavomarginatus (Mexican gopher tortoise)
Lineage: Eukaryota; Metazoa; Chordata; Testudines; Testudinidae
Gene: IGFBP5
Product: insulin like growth factor binding protein 5
Exons: 4
Coding region: 615-1421 (268 amino acids)
Biological process (GO): regulation of insulin-like growth factor receptor signaling pathway
Cellular component (GO): extracellular region
Molecular function (GO): insulin-like growth factor II binding; fibronectin binding; insulin-like growth factor I binding
Source: RefSeq, a predicted model, not a curated record
CGGGGGGAAAGUGUUGAGAGAUCUACAAAGUGGAAUUUUUUUCCUCCUUUUUUUUUUUUUUCAUUUUCUUUUUUUUUAAAGAAAAAACUUUUCUUCUGCAGCCUUUGCAAAAAAAAAAAAAUCCAAACUUUUGCAGAAAACUUUUCUUGACAGAGCUGGAAGAGGAGGGGGAAGCAAAGAGACCCAAUCAAAACACAAAAAUGUGCUUUCAACCAACCUCUCCAGCCGCCUAGCGCUACCUGCUCUGCAGUAUUUCAUUAUUAUUUGCUGCGCUCCUGCCAGGAGCCCAUUCCGCAGAAUAACUUUGCUCCCCACUUGCCCUCCUCGCCAAGCUUUGGAAAACUGUUGGGGGGCCGGCGGCGGAGGGAGGGUUUGGGUAGCAGUCACCCCCCAGCUCUUUGCUGGUUUAUGAUUCCCCCCACCACCACCAACCUGUUGCAGCAGCUCUCAGCCUUGCAACCAGGCUGUGCAAUCUGGUUAUUUUGCGGCCAAAAAAAUAAUUAUUCCUGGGACUUUUUUGGUGCUUUGUUUUUUUGGAGUUUAGAGGGGGAUUUUUCCCCACCCCUCCCUUAAAACACCAACUUCGCCUCCUCGCUCCUGCCCGCGCCUGGAAGAUGCUCCUGACCCUCUGCCUGCUGCUGGGCAUAUGCCUGGGCUGCUCCCAGGGCCUGGGCUCCUUCGUGCACUGCGAGCCGUGCGACGAGAAAGCCCUGUCCAUGUGCCCGCCCAGCCCGGCGGGCUGCGAGCUGGUGAAGGAGCCGGGCUGCGGCUGCUGCAUGACCUGCGCCCUGGCCGAGGGGCAGUCCUGCGGCGUGUACACCGAGCGCUGCGCCCAGGGGCUGCGCUGCCUGCCCCGCCAGGGCGAGGAGAAGCCCCUGCACGCGCUGCUGCACGGCCGGGGGCUCUGCCGCAACGAGAAGAGCUACCGGGAGCAAGCCAAGCUGGAGCGGGAAUCCCGCGAGCACGAGGAGCCGACCACCUCGGAGAUGGCGGAGGAGGCCUUCUCGCCCAAGGUGUACCGCAAGCACGGGCGCCUCUCCGAGCUCAAGGCCGAGGCCCUGAAGAAGGAUCGCAGGAAGAAGCUGACCUUGUCCAAGUUCGUCGGCGGGGCGGAGAACACGGCGCAUCCCCGGGUCGCCGUCCCUGAGUUGAGGCAAGAGUUCGAGCUGGGCCCUUGCCGCAGGCAGAUGGAGGCCUCGCUGCAGGAAAUCAAAACCAGUGAACGAAUGAUCCCACGAGCCGUUCACCUUCCCAACUGCGACCGGAAGGGAUUCUACAAGAGGAAACAGUGCAAGCCGUCCCGGGGGCGGAAGCGCGGGCUGUGCUGGUGUGUGGACAAGUAUGGACUGAAACUGCCGGGGACCAAUUACGUGGCGGGCGACCUGCAGUGUCACAGCUUCGACAGCGGUGUCACCGAGUGAAGGGCCUGCGCCAUCCCCCUGCCCCCUGCCCCCACGCCUCCCCACGCCCCGGGACUCCGAACCCUUUCAUCUCAUUUCGAAAAACGAAAGAAAUUGAGGACCUCGGAAUCUGCAGCCCGUCCUCGCCAGCUCGGCGGCGGCGGCUAACGGAGAAGAGGAAAGCAGAAGUCAAACCGGCACCGCCUUCCCAGUACAGACCCCCCCAAAACUGCUCUCGACUCCCCAUGCAGGGACGCAGCCAACGUAGGCAUCGACUUGGGGGCUUUUCUAUUGUGGGUUUGGUUUGGUUUGUUGAUAUGGGGGAGGGUGUCUUUUUUUGUUUGUUUUGGUUUUUAGACUAGCCAGCAACUUUCUAAACGGUCUCCAGCAAAACCAGACAAAGCCCCACGUUGAGGCACACGUCCGUCGCUCAGCCCUUGUGUUUGAGUGGCUUGUUUGGCACUGCCAGAGUGAAUAUUGACCCUCCACUGGCGCUAAAAGUCCUUUGAUGUCUCUAUAGAGAGAGAUGCACAGCUUUCUGGGCAGUCGGGGUCUAGAACAUUGUUGGAAACGGGUUUGCGUUUCUUUAGUCAGGGGAUAACAGCUCCUGCCAGCAAAAAAUAGUGGUGGCUCCUUUUAAAAAAAAAAAAACAGCCCAAAGAUAACCAAUCACCUUUGAUCUGACCUAGUCUGGCCAUUCUUACGUCUUGUAGACGUGAACGGGCCCCCCACCCACACAGUGUAACUUUACUCACAGGUGCAGUCCCAGAGACAGCUGUGCUUAAAUGGCUGUGGGAUCAGGCUCAAAAAUCUUUACCACCCUCUGUCAGGAUGGGAAAAACAAAUGAUAUUGUCCCUGCCCAUCAAAAGAAUCGUUUGCCCAAAUGCAAACCUCUCUCUUCUUCUAUUGCAAUGGUAAGAUUCAAAUGUCAAGUCUCUCCCCCUGCAAGGAGCUCCAUAGACGCCUUGGCCCCGGCAGAGGUUAUUGUGGGAUCAGUGCCGUAACUUGGCCAGGACUGUUUGGCCAGCUCGUCAGCUGUUGUGACUCACACCACGGAAGCCACUGAUCUGACCAACUCAAGCGGCAUCUUCAGGCGUGGCCAGAUCACUGCAGCUUUUGGACUUGUGUAUUAUUUAACUCUUGGGACCGUUUUCUUUCCCCCCUACUUUCACCACGACAAGGGUCUUUGUUAAGGUCACUCCCAACGAGACUCCGCAGCAAAGAGGACGAGGCAUUUGGCUGACUCCCUGCUUUGGCGAACUACCGGUGCUCAAGCUGUCACUAUCCAUUGCUAUGUCGCUGAGGGUGCGGAUGCGCCCACCGAAAGAGCUAGGCCCCACCCCAUCCUGGCAGAGGCUACGACUGGCUCAGGCAGCGUGCUAAUUAGAGAUAUGAAGAGUGCGACGGUUUCUUCCCUGUGCCAGCUGGGACGGGCCCUGCUGCGGGCUGAUCCGCGGGAAAGCCAGCGUGACACCCACAACACACUAGCGCAGAUCAAAGGGAACCAAGGAAUCUCCCCGAGCUAGACUGGCUACUGCGUGACCAGGAGUUGUGGGGUUUCUUCCUCGACCUUCCCAGAGGAGCAUGAGCCUGGCAUUGCGGGGCUGGGCAGUGCCUCCCUCCCCCACCAGGCUUUGGGCAGUGGUGGGGGGAGUGGUUGCCCUGCUGGUUUUGCUGAGCGGAGCAGAGGGUUUUGCCCCGUGGGAGACUGGCAGGGAGUCUGUGUGUGCCAGCGUGCCCUGUCCGUGCCUGAGGCCGUGCUCCCAACACCAGAGCAUGCCGUGCUCACGGAGCCUGAUUCUCAGUUCCCCAGGCACGUGCUCAGGGCAACGGGCGCCUUGUAUUCCAGGGCUGGGCAGCCCCCAGGGUCAGGUAGGGCAGCCUCAGGACUGCUCUGGCUUACACUCUGGCCCCAGUGCAGUGUGCUCUGGCCACGCUUCCUCCCGCGGCCAGCUGGAGACGCAGCACCUGGCAUUGUGCAGAGGGGCCACAGUGUGACCAGGAACCAGGCCCAGGUGAGGGAAGCAGAGACUUAGACUGAGAAACUGGCAGUGAUUUGAGAGCAGAAAGCACCCCAAACACCUUUCUCCUAUCACCAGGUGGCACCAUUUCCCAGGGCAAGGCUGGCUGCGCAGGUCCACGGGUCUCCGUCCUGUGGGCCUUGCCAUAUGAGAUGUGUCCCCUCUCUGCCCACCCACAGCCUGGUUCUCAGAAUGGUCCAUGGACUCCCCCGCCCCCACACCCCACACCCCCUAGCUCUAGUGCAGGGAGAUGCAGAAAGCUCACGACACUUUUCCCUCGCCCUGCCCGCGUCUACCAGGCUGCCAGCCAGAUGCGUGCGGGGGACGCAGGGCCGCCCCAGGGUACUCAAUAGAGUUACAGGAGGCAGGGAUUUAUUCCACGCAUGGCCACGGAUAGCACAGCCAUUGGGACCC